AUGGCUACCCACACUGGCAACAUCGUCGACUUCGUCGUGCUCUCCACCCGCAGCCAGGCAGUACCACCUCCGGGGAAAACGCCGCAAGCGGAAAGUAGCCAACCCGCUCAUGACAAGUUCAGACGUCCCCAAUGCUGUGAGCAACUAAUCACGAUUUUGGGACGCACCCCACGUGACAGGGGCGAGUUGGUAUCGGCGGGGGGGGGGGGGCAUCAACCUGAUAGUACACCCAGUAGUGGAAGCCCUCUUACUCCUCCGGCCUUGUCGGACGAGCCGGUCCUACCACGUAGUGGCGCUCAGCCCUCGAAGAGAGUCCAUAGGGAACAUUCUAUUAACAGUCAUCACAGUAAGAAGAGUAGCAAGACUCCAUCCAUUGACGACUGCCUUGAUGACCUAAGCCACAUUAUCAGGGAGGCUAGGUCCUCGAAGGCCCGUCAGGCCACAGAUGCUGAGGAGUUAUCCCAAGUCAAUCAGAUUCUGAAGCAAGAUGGUUACAGCGAGAGUGAUGUAGUAUUCGCGCAAGCCCUUAACCUUUGCAACAACAGGCUCCGUCGUCGGGCUUUUCUGGAUUUGGAAACUAAAGACGGCCGGCUGAACUGGGUCAAUGUGUCGUGGGACUUCGUGUGCUCCACGAAGUCCCAGUGA
This is a messenger RNA of Miscanthus lutarioriparius, 645 nucleotides long. NCBI's taxonomy places the organism in Eukaryota, Viridiplantae, Streptophyta, Magnoliopsida, Poales, Poaceae. The record is from the annotation of a GenBank genome assembly.